CCUUCCUCUGCCGGCUGGCCCCUCCCCCGCCUGCUGCUGCUGCAGAACACCGCGGUGCCGCAGCAGUUCAGGGCGAGCGGAGAACAGGUGAGUUGGUGCUGCUGCAUGGAGACUAUGCUGCCUGGUUGGACGAGCGUCCUGAUGCUGCUGCUGCUGCUGCUGCAGGCGGCCGGGAGCCGGGCCCAGAGCGGGGACCGCGACCCGGACUCAGAACCGGGCCUCAGCUGCAGCUCUCACGUCAGCAUCUGGGCGAACAACCUGACCUGCCAGGUGCUGGGUCACCAUGGAGACGAGGACGACGAGGACGGAGACAGAGACGCCAUCGACAAGAUGAUCGUGUGCCAGGUGAGGAGGCAGAACGACCGGACGGAGCAGAGAUGUGUGAGGGCCCGGGGAGACACGGUGAGCGGUCUGUGUCCGGUGGCCGUCGCCAACGUGACGGUCCACCGGCGGGGAGGAGGACGGCUUUCGGCCACCGUCCUGCUGCCGAAGAUCGUGAAGCCCAGAAGUCCGUGGAUCGUCAACGUGACGAUGGACCAGGUGAUGAACCGGGCAGUGAUCCACUUCCAGAUCCCCUACAGCAGAGAUUACCUGAACCUGAACACCCAGAGCUUCCAGCUCCACCUGCAGACCGACGGCAGCAGCAUCACCCAGAACGUCUCGUCUAAGAACUUCCUGCAGAUUGACAAGCAGCACCUCCGUCAGGACUCUGAGUACCGGGUCAGGGUCCGGUCCAUCCCGGUCGGAGCUCUGCAGGGAACCUGGAGCGCCUGGAGCCCCGAGUUCUCCUUCCGCACGCCGCCGGAAGAGAAGCCGCUGAGUCCAGUUGAGAUGGAGCGGACCGUCCCCGGACUCGUCCUGAUCUCCGUGUCUGCGCUGGUGGUUCUGUGCGGCGGCGUUGUCGUCUGGAAGACCGGGAUCUUCUCCUACAUUUGGCCAAGCAUCCCGCACCCCAAGCAGGCGCUGGUUCAGAUCUGCAAACCCAACAAGGGCCUGCUGCUAGACCUGCACCACGAAGUCUUCAGCUCCCUGCGCGUCCUGCCGCUGGAGAAGCUGCAGGCGGAGGAGGCGGAGCCACGUAGGAGGUCAUCCGGAACCGGGACCGGGUCCGACGCCGGGUCCUGGCCCGAGACCGGAUCCGAUGCCGGUUUCCAGUCUGGCUCCUCCCACAGCAGCGCCUCCAGCGCCGGCACCGAGGAGCUGGAGGUCUCGGCGCUGCUGAGCGGCGAGGACGGCUGCGUCCCCGGCGACGUCCCGUCCCCCGGCGACGUCCCGUGGCGCGAAGACGAGUCCCAGAACCUCCUGGCCCGGCGUGGCGGCCCGGGACAGGAGGAGGCCUACGUCACCAUGUCCAGCUUCUACCAGAACCAGUAGCACAGCGCCACCAGCUGGUCGACCGACGUCUCAUCUGAGCCUCUCAUACGACCUUUGACCCUUUCUCAGGCAUCUCUGUUCAUUCAUCAGGGCUCCUCUCAGUAUUUGACCUUUGACCUCACAUUGCUGCUUCUUGACUGGACCCGGUCAGUGGGAUCCCAGUCCCCCAGAACCUGAGAACAACCAGUUCCUCUUACUGGUCCCAACCCUCACAUUCACACUAACAGGACGAGUCACAUGGCCGACAGCAGCCAAUCAGAGCCCAGCUUCUCCUCUGACUGUCUCUGAUUGGCUCAGGAAACGAUUUGAUUUUAGUUUGAUUCAAUAACAGCCUGAAUGAGAAUAAAUAUCAUUUCAUUUGGAGAAUAAAGUCAUAAUAUGAUCAGAAUAAAAAGGUAAAACUAAGAGAAACAGCUGAGAUAUUAUUAGAUAAACGGCUCUGAUUGUCUGACGCUGAUAUGAUAAAACAUGAAACAUUUGAUAAAAUCCAUAAAGAUGUUCCUCAUUUUAACACAAAGAUAAAAAAAACACUUUAACUCUAAAAAAAUCACAACAUCAUUCUGACAAAAUGACAAAUUUAUUGUUAUUAUGGCUUUAUUCUCAUGUUGUUUGUAUUAUCAUCAUUAUUAUUGUUUAUUAUCAUUAUUAUUAUUUUUUAUUAUCAUUAUUAUCAUCGUUAUUAUUUUUUAUUAUCAUGAUUAUCAUCAUUAUUAUUUUUAUUAUCAUGAUUAUCAUCGUUAUUAUGUUUUAUUAUCAUUAUUAUCAUCAUCUCCUGUUGUUAUGACUCCAUGCUGUUUAGUUUCUGUCUCAGACUGGACCUGCUGCUGGUUCUGAACAUUUGGAUCAAACUGGUUCUAAUGCUUUCACAGGUUCUGCUGUAGGUCCAAAUGGACUUUGGUUUUCCAUGAAACUCAGUUAAACCAGAAGGUUCUGUUGGUGGAACAUGGCAGCAGAACCAGAACCAGGUGGUCCAUUUGACCUGUUCUGGUGGUUCUGGACCCAAAGUUCUGAUUUCAGCAGGGAACCUAAGAUACCCAAUCAGAACCAACCCGAAGGUUCUGAGGGAACUGACCCAUCAGAACGGUUCCUCUGGUUCUGAUCCGUUCAGUUCAGAUCAAAGGUCAUCUGAAGGAACCAAAGAAUCAGCAUUCAGUCCGAUCAUUUGGGUCAGAACCGGGUCAGUCAAUCACAGUACAGAUUUGGUCGAAGUGAUCAUAAAGGUCGUUUCCAUGGAAACCAGCUGGUUUCCAGCUAAAUUCAGCCUCCAGAACCUUCAGAGUUCUACAUGUUCUGUUGUUUGACCCAGUUCUGUUUGGGUUCUGGUUCCUAACAGCAGUAGAACCUGUGGAAACAUCAGAGACCUUCUUUAGAAGCUGCUCCCAUCCGGACCCGUCCAGAACCUGCUGCUGCUGCAGAGUCUCGUUUCCCCUGCAGCACUCAAACGCAUCGCGUGCCUAGUGGGGACUUCCUGUUGCCACGGCGACCUGUUUGUUCUGAUUGUGGUCGAGUCGGGUCGGGUCGGCGCUGCUGAUGUAAAAUCCGACCCGGUCCAAAUAUCACGAGCAUCCAGACCAGAAUGUACGACUCUGCUUUGUUUCCUUUAAUAUUCUGUACAUACUGCCAGGUUUGAACUAGGACCUUUAUUUAACCGUCAUUAACCAGUUAUGGAUUAUGAACAAGAAAGUAAACAAUGAAAAGUUUCUGUUGAAAUAAAACUUCAUAAAGAUGGAAA
Messenger RNA from Gambusia affinis (western mosquitofish), 3106 nucleotides. RefSeq names its product interleukin 7 receptor (gene il7r). The coding region runs from base 106 to 1374 and encodes 422 amino acids. NCBI's taxonomy places the organism in Eukaryota, Metazoa, Chordata, Actinopteri, Cyprinodontiformes, Poeciliidae. Gene Ontology annotation, biological process: positive regulation of receptor signaling pathway via JAK-STAT; hemopoiesis; cytokine-mediated signaling pathway. Gene Ontology annotation, molecular function: protein binding; cytokine receptor activity. Gene Ontology annotation, cellular component: membrane; external side of plasma membrane. The record is from RefSeq and is a predicted model, not a curated record. The transcript has 8 exons.